GCAUGCGUCCAUCUUGAACUCCGAGGCCUUCGUGGCUCACAUCGUAUCCUACACCCUCCAUCAUAAUUUUGUAUACUGGCUGCAUGUAUACCUUUUCGCCAAACUUGUGCUUGACGCUCUUGAAUCCUUGGCUUCGAGCCAUGCGUGCGGCAAAGUCAGCCGGAAGCUUGAAGUCGGGAUUCGCGGCCAUUCUUUGUGAGACAAGUCUUGCGAAAGCGCGAUCAAUAAGUGAAGAGCCAACACCUACACCGCUGACGGCAGCGACUUGAGAAAGCUGUGGAAAGCUCGAGUUUGUGGAAGUGGCUCGCAUCAGAGCGAGGUCUGUUGUGCCACCUCCUGCAUCCACGGUCAGAAACACGCUGUUUUCCUUGAGGCUUAUAGCUCCAGUCUUGAGAGUUGCCACGGCUGCAGCCUCGGACUCUGUGAGAUCAACCAAUGCUGAGUGUUUUGGGCCCCCAGUUCCGAAUCCAGCAUCAUGGAUUGCGCCUUUGAAGGUGUUGAUGAUAGCCAUACUCGUCCAUGUCGUGGGCGCACUGAAGAGGAAUAGGACGGCCAUGGAGUCCCAUCCACCGACAUGUUUUAUGCCCAUGCGCAUUUCUAUGCUAUCUUUGAUAUGCGCAUAUAUCUGCUUCAGAUAAUCUGUCACGAAUUGGCGAGCCUGGGCAGUGCUUUGCGGGACAUUGCUUAGGCCCUGAUGCUGUGCUGCGUCGAGGGUCUCUGGAUCUAGAAAGAUCUUGAAGAAGUCCCGACGUGUCUUGGUCGUGUCGUGGUCAUCAUCAGCACACAUGAACCCCCAAGAUGAGAUGCUUCCAUCGGCGUUGUAUACGAUUGUCGUGGGGACUUUUCGAUCACCUCUGUCGUCGCUCCCCGGCCAGUCGUUGACUACCUGAAUAGGGAUUCCAUGCCUCAUCCAGGCAACACCUAGGACAGAUCAGUUUAUAUCUGGUAUUUGCUGGACUGCUACUCACCCGUAAAGGUCGUACCAAGGUCCACAGAGAUAGCCAAGUCCGGUUGGUCUUCCAUUUGUUAGUCUGCUCGAUUUCUCUGCAGAAGCAAUUGAAGAAGAGUCAAAAGAUGAUCUGAGAGCCUUAUUGCCAGAAAUGCAACAAACCUUGGACGUGGCCCUUGCUAUAGGCCUAUUUUCAGCCGUCGGAACUGAACUUGGCGAUAUUGGUUUGUUGGAUGCACCUCCGAGGGUGCGCGGGGCGAUAUGCAACAGGUCGGCUGGGAAAUGACAGACUAGGCCUUCGGCCUCAGCCUGAUAAUGAAACAUGCAUCUCAAUGCUCCCCUGUGCUGAGUGGCUUGACAAGGGAUGCUGCUAGCUGGACUUCGAUGGAGAGGAGAGGAACUUGGUGGUGGCAAUCAAAUGGCAGUAGGGUUGGAAUCUUGAGCCUUUGCUGGUGGUCAAAAGCAACGCCUGCCCUGGAAGCUUUCGAGACUUUUGUAUUCUCAUUUUUUUCCUUAUUACCGCUCUGGAAGCUUUCAACAGCGUCUGCCCUGUCUCCUGAAUUUCUUGCCUUCUUAAGCAUCUUUAUCCCUGACCUACGAAGAUGGAUACAACGGCUCCAGUGUUGAGUGUAGUCACCGUGACAAAGCCUACAACUUUGACACUUCUGGAGGCCGAACCUGUCACGCGUACCAUUUUACAGCCAGAGUUGGGUCAAUCUGCCUCAGGCCUAAUUUUCACCAACGUGAUUGUACCGCCUACAGCGCAGCCGGUGCUAACAACAGCUAGCACGGGGUCUUCAGAGACAAAUUCAGCAAGCCAAGAAAGAACCUCAUCCAGCGCUUCAUCUACAGACCGGAAUGAUGAAAAGCCAACUGACCAGGGAGACUCAUCGGAAAGAUCAUCGGAUGGACUCAAAGGCGGCCCUGUCGCUGGAGUUGCCAUCGGCUGCCUCGUUGCUGGCCUUGCUCUGGGACUCAUAGCAGCCUUUCUACUUUUGCGGAGACGGCGGAGAGUCAAACCAGCAAACGAAGGAUUCGUCUUAGCAGAUCAAAAAUAUACGAAACCCAAGGAUGGGCCACAGGUCAUAGUUUCAUCGUCGAGGCACGAUGCUGAACUCAGCCAGUUUCUUCUCGAGGCAACUCCUGACAAGGACCUCCAAGCAGAGUUGCGCUCACUCUCCGAACUCAUUUACCAACAUGUCGAGAACUAUUACCGUCGACCCCAAGUCCAGGCCGACCCGGCUGAGGUGGCUCAGAGCCUUAUCAAUAUUGGCUACUCACCAGAAGCGUCAGGACUGCAGGCAGAUACAGUUGCUGCCAUUUGCCUCAGCCCCAAGACGUCUCAAGUUGGACUUCGUCAUGUCAUCUCGCAUGCCAUCUUUCGGAGCCUCGAUUUCAAUUCUGGCAGCAGCUUGUCCAUGCUUCCACUAGCGGUUGCAACACUGGCGCAAGGAAGCCACUCAGCUGAAAACACAAACAAUCCUGCAAUUGUCUUGGCACGUUCCAGGUGGCGCACACUCUCUGCUCUGCUUCUCCAUCCUAACCCGGAUGAGAGAACACCACUCCCGGUGUCAGUGACAGAAGCUUCCCCUAUGGCUCUGUCAUUUGCGAAUGAGCUUAAUCGAUUCUUGGAGAUCUUUGCUGCAAAGGAUUCGGCUAGCCAACAGGAUCAGAUGAACCAUCUACAGGCUGUCAUUCUCGAGUGUACCAAACUGGGCUAUGUCGUUCUAUCACAGCCGAGUGACUUGAGGUUCGUUUUUAGCAACAGUACACCUAUUGCAAAAAGCCGCAGGGUUGUGGUGUGUCCUGGUUUGGAAAGGCUGAGCCAAAACGAUGGAAUGAGGUAUAGAUCGCCCAAGGAAGUGGUAGCACCGGAAACUGUGAGUUUGUGAGGGAGAGGAAGCCUAUUCACUGCAACCUUUUGGUCAUCGGGUUUCAUUGAUUGGAUGGUUAGAUAUGACUAGUUGCAAAAGGCUCGGUAUGUAGCCCUGUCCUGUAGCUAAUACAUAACUUAGUACUGCGUAGAACUAUAGCCACGCCUAAUAAGGAG
This is a messenger RNA of Fusarium verticillioides 7600, 2999 nucleotides long. RefSeq lists its product as hypothetical. The transcript has 2 exons. NCBI's taxonomy places the organism in Eukaryota, Fungi, Ascomycota, Sordariomycetes, Hypocreales, Nectriaceae. The coding region runs from base 1552 to 2841 and encodes 429 amino acids. The record is from RefSeq and is a predicted model, not a curated record.